AUGUUCAGCUGCCGGAGGAGUACUGUGGUCUCGAGACUGCUCAACUCCUCGCUCCAGCGUCGCUCGGCGAGUCAAGCAUCCGCCGGAGCCCGUCUAAACAAGCCCAUCGAUUUCAAGAAGACGGCGAUCUUACAUCAGUCACAGAACAGUGCCCGGACAGCGUUCGGCCUGGCUCAGGACGCCCCCGUCGACUGGGUGAACCUGCACGGUGCAAUCAACACAACGCUGCACCAUGCCCUGAAAAGCGACGAGAGCGUGCUUCUGUUCGGCGAAGACGUGGCAUUUGGAGGUGUAUUUCGAUGUUCCAAGGGGCUAGCCGACGAGUUCGGCGCGGCGCGAGUGUUCAACACGCCUUUGACCGAACAAGGCAUUGUGGGCUUUGCAAUCGGUUGUGCGGCGGAGGGAAUGAAGCCUGUCGCUGAGAUUCAAUUUGCCGACUACGUCUACCCUGCCUUCGACCAGCUCGUCAACGAAGCGGCCAAGCUGCGCUACCGAGAGGGAAGCACGGGUGGACACUGUGGAGGACUGGUCGUCCGAAUGCCCUGCGGCAGUGUUGGACACGGUGCUCUAUACCACUCCCAGAGCCCGGAGGCCUUGUUCACGCACAUCCCGGGGCUACGGGUCGUUAUGCCUCGGUCACCCUCGCAAGCCAAGGGUCUUCUGACCGCGUCGAUUCUCGAGUGCAAUGACCCCGUCAUUUUCCUGGAGCCGAAGAUUCUGUAUCGAGCCGCCGAGGAAUUUGUGCCUCGUGAACCCUACAGCCUACCACUGGACAAAGCCGAGGUCCUCAAAAAGGGCAAGGACCUUACGGUCAUAUCGUAUGGACAGCCACUGUAUCUCUGCUCUGCAGCGAUCGAAGCUCUGGAGAAGGAGAUCAAAGGUCUGAGCGUGGAGCUCAUUGACUUGAGAGCAAUCUAUCCUUGGGACCGUGCCACGAUUAUGGAAAGCGCUAAAAAGACAGGCAGAGCGGUCGUUGUCCAUGAGAGCAUGUACAAUGCCGGUGUAGGGGCCGAGGUGGCCGCGAGCAUACAGGAAGGAGCCUUUCUUCGACUCGAAGCGCCUGUGGCAAGGGUUACAAGUUGGAGUACCCAUCACGGCUUGGUAUAUGAGAAGUUUUAUAUCCCAGACAUCACGAGAAUAUACGAUGCAAUGAAGAAAACGUUGGAAUACUAA
This is a messenger RNA of Capronia coronata CBS 617.96, 1173 nucleotides long. RefSeq names its product 2-oxoisovalerate dehydrogenase E1 component, beta subunit. The record is from RefSeq and is a predicted model, not a curated record. Gene Ontology annotation, molecular function: catalytic activity. Gene Ontology annotation, biological process: response to nutrient; branched-chain amino acid catabolic process. The transcript is spliced from 2 exons. NCBI's taxonomy places the organism in Eukaryota, Fungi, Ascomycota, Eurotiomycetes, Chaetothyriales, Herpotrichiellaceae. Bases 1 to 1173 code for a protein of 390 amino acids.